This is a messenger RNA of Thermothielavioides terrestris NRRL 8126, 852 nucleotides long. RefSeq lists its product as uncharacterized. The record is from RefSeq and is a predicted model, not a curated record. Gene Ontology annotation, molecular function: zinc ion binding. NCBI's taxonomy places the organism in Eukaryota, Fungi, Ascomycota, Sordariomycetes, Sordariales, Chaetomiaceae. The transcript has 5 exons. Bases 1 to 852 code for a protein of 283 amino acids.
AUGGCCGGCGACAGAGCCACGUGCAUCAUUUGCUUUGACGACUUCGACGAAGGCGUGAGAGAUGUCUGUCACAAUGGCCACUCCUGGUGUAGCAGCUGCCUGCUCGCCUCGGUCCAGACCGCGAUCCAGAACAUCAGCGACUCGUCGUGCAUGCCGCCGCGCUGCUGCGGCGAUGGCGUCCUCCCGACCGACGACGACGACGUCGGGGACCACCCCGAGCAGCACCGCCUCGAUGCCGAACGCCGGGCGCGAGACCUGAGCGAGGCGCGCACCGCGUACGUGGACCGAAGCCUGGUGAGGAUGGCACAGCGAUACAAGGGCGCCAAUCUCUUCCAGUUCUGCCAGCGCUGCUACCGACUGGUGACGAAACGAGGCGGGUGCAACCACAUGAAGUGUGUCUGUGGAUACGAAUUCUGUAUCAUCUGUGGGAGCAAGUGGGGAGGAAGUUCGGACCAGCAGACCGGACUUGCCGCACUUUGCCAUCCCUUUUUCGGCUCUGAGGACAAGCACGUACUCUGUAUCCCCCCUGAGGUGAAGGCUCGCCUUGACGCCGAAGAGCAGAAGCCGCCGCCAGCUCUCGCUGACGAGUGCGCAACUGGCACGCUCUGCAUCCACAGCCCUAGCCUGCACUACCUCCUUCGGCUGCGCCGAGAGCUUAGCAGCGAGGAGCUCGAGCGAGCAAGAUGCGAUGUCUGCGGGCAUAUGUUCAAGAGCUUCCUGCUGCAGUGCAGGGGCUGUGCGACGUUGAUGUGCCUGGACUGUCGGGACUCGCUGUGCAACGGGCGCAUCAAGGGCGUCAAGGGCGUCAAGGACGUCAAGGACGUCCAGGACGUUAAGGACGUCACUAACUAA